Corylus avellana is the source of this 762-nucleotide messenger RNA. The record is from RefSeq and is a predicted model, not a curated record. NCBI's taxonomy places the organism in Eukaryota, Viridiplantae, Streptophyta, Magnoliopsida, Fagales, Betulaceae.
AUGCAGAUUGAUGAAUCGUAUUGUGCUCUCGUAAACCGUUGGAUUGAGUAUGCAAUUGAAAGCAAUGUCAAAGAGUUGAAUCUCUCUAAUAUUUGCCCCCCUAAAUACUCUCAGGUGCCGAAGAGUGUUCUAGUAGCAAAAUCAAUCACCAAGUUGACAUUAUGUUUUUGUAACUUGAAGUCAUUACCCAAUGAUAUUAACUUAUCUUCUUUGAAGAAAUUGGUUGUGGGUAGAGUUUAUAUGGAGGACCAAAAUUUUCAAAAUCUAAUUGCUGGUUGUCUUGUGGUAGAAGAGAUAAAAUUUGAACAUUGUAAAGGGUUGAAAAAUAUAUGUGUCUCGGGUCUUCCUAAACUCAUGGUCAUUGAGUUGGUAAAUAAUUUUGAACUUGAGAGCGUUGAGAUUGAAGCAUCAAAUCUUAAAUCUUUACUUGCCAAUUUUGUGAACCCAUCUCCAAUAUUCAACCUACUCCCAUGUGAAAAUCUAAAGAAUUUAGCAUUAUAUUCAGCCAAUGUGACAGACAAAUGGUUGCACGACCUUCUUUCUAAAAACCCACUCAUUCAGAGCUUGGACCUAAAUUGUUGUAAAAUGUUGAAAACGAUUAAUAUUUCAAGUGAUCGCAUCCAGAAUUUGACAUUUAAUCGUUGUCGAGCGCUUAUUGAAGUUAACAUUGCUACUCCUAAGUUGCAUAGACUCAAGUAUUUUGGUAAUCGUAAAUCCUUUUCUUCAAACACUUCGACUUUCUCGGUAGUCUCUUCUUUUUAA